AUGGGUAUUGCUGUCGGUACUAUGCUAAUCGUUGCGACCGUUUGCGCUGGUCACAAUUUAACUGCUGAAGUAGGCAUUAGUCACUGGACAAGUGCCACUGUUGUCAGUGCCGAUGUGUUUAAUAUCGGAAACUGGGGGUUCUUAAAGACUGAGGCUACCGACGAGGCUGCCACCGCCACCUCCUCUGAGCGAAACGAGCUUGCUACUAGCAUUUUUUCAGCUAUGAAAACCCUAUGCUCCGAUAGUGCUGUUGACACUGAGACCUAUGUUCUAACUAUUAGCUGGAAUGAAGAAAUCAAUAGCUUUACAGAAACCUCUGUGAUAAAGACUAUGAAAUACUGCGCUACCUAG
This is a messenger RNA of Penicillium waksmanii, 351 nucleotides long. RefSeq lists its product as uncharacterized. The record is from RefSeq and is a predicted model, not a curated record. Bases 1 to 351 code for a protein of 116 amino acids. Lineage: Eukaryota; Fungi; Ascomycota; Eurotiomycetes; Eurotiales; Aspergillaceae. The transcript has a single exon.